UUACUCACAGGCCACAGUCAUGAGUCAUAUGUUGAAGUACUUCCACACAUACGAAGUAUCCGAAAGCUAGGAUUCACAUCAAUUUCGAGACUUUUUAUCUCGUUUUAAAGAGCUAAAUGUCAAGUAAGAGAUCAUUCAGAAAGGUUGUAAAGGAAUGGCGGGAGUAUUUAAACGAUGAAGCUAUUAAACCAACUUUCGAGCCGUUUUGGAGAACACAAUUAGGCAAAGGAAUUCGUAGAUUGACAUCAAGUGAACCUUCAACAAACAAAACUAGAGAAGAAGACAAAACUACUUGGUACGCGGGUGAAAACACAGAAAACGAAAGAGCCUUGCAUUUGGAUGACGCAUUCUUUGAGAAGAUCACUGAGUUAGACUGGAAGAAACAGAGUCUGAGGCCACAAUCAGAAGCAAUCAAGAACCUACCCUCAUCACAUGAUGAAACAGAUGAAUAUUCAGGUGACGAUGAUGAGGUAAAACAGGCGGCAACCAGACCUCCUCAUGAAAAGAAGAGACCACAACUUGAUAGAGAGAAGUCACUGGAACUAUACAGUCAACUUCUCUUUGUCACUAUCAACCAGUUUGUGUCAGAACAGCAGAGGAAAGAUGCCCCAUUGCAAGGAGAAAUAUAUGUUUAUGGUCAAGAAGUGUUUGGAAUAACGCAAGACAAACACCGAGAGUUGUUCUCUCGCGUCAAGGAACUCAAGCCACCAACUUGUCAUGUCGAAGUUAAAGUUCUUGAAGCAAGAGAUAUUGAAGCGAAAGAUGCCAAUGGAUUUAGCGAUCCUUAUUGCAUGCUUGGUGUUGUCACUGACAACUCGUUUGAUCGAAAAUUGAGACGGAAGUCGAGCAAAACAAAAACAGUGACUGAGCAACUUGAGGAAGACCUUAUUAAACUUACGUCAGUGAAGAAGAAAACUUUGAAUCCUACAUGGAACGAAACUAUCACAUUAAAAGUAAAUGAUGUUAUGACGCAGACCUUGCACUUGGAUAUGUGGGAUCAAGAUGAAGACGAUGCAUUUCUUGAUAAAGAUAACAGACUAACUCAGAUUAAAGGCGUUGCUGGGGUAGGACGUUUUCUCAAGCAAGUGGUUCAAUCAAGCAGGAAGUGUAGUGGAAGCACGAGCAUGGAUGAUUUUCUUGGAUUUGUUGAGUUCCCGAUUAAGGAUAUUCCGUCCAGUGGCAUAGAUCAAUGGUUUCCACUGCAAGCAAGAUCAGCAAAGUCAACGACACGUGGAGAUUGUCAUCUUGUUAUCAGACUUGUUGGACACCAGAAUAACAACAAUAGCAACAAUGAAGCAAAAUUCAGUCCAUCAAGACUUGAUACCUACGGUGCUUUUCUUAAAACCUUUGUAACCUAUGACGGAAGACAUGCGGAGGAUUUGGAUGAUGUUUUCGGCAGUGGAGAUUUGUCGAGAUUUGCUCAGUGGAUCCUACAUCAAUACGUUAUCCAAAAUAACAUCACGUUAUUACAGAGAGCCGUUUGUGAAUGGGAAGUGUACAGUGCUUAUCAUCAAACACAGCCUUUGAAAUAUUCAUUCUUGGAAGAACUUCUUUCGAGAAUUACUUACAACUGGAAAACAAGCGGACUGUCUGUCGUUGAAGAGGAGACAUUUCAUCAAUCUUUGGACGCAUUUCUAGAGCAUUGUCUUCGCCUGAUUGACAACCACCGCACUUUAUAUCCAGCGACUGAAUCAGGAAAACUAUCUCGUUUAAACAACAUGUUAAAUUGCAUUAAAACGAUUCAAACUAUCCCGAAUUACUGCGCAAGUCGUAGUAACAACAUAGAGGAAGAGAUUAGGAAUACAAUCAAGAUCUCGGCAGAAAGAUGGUAUACUGUCCAGUAUGCUUGGUUUGAACCUAAAGACCCGACUCUGGCUAGCGCUAUUUUAUCCAUGGUAUCACUCUCAGAGUUAAUCGUCACCGACCUCCUGAAAGCUCUUAAAUUCUACACCAAAAUAUUUAAAGAAAUUGACGUCGAUUAUUUCUCCCUUACUUAUCUUGCUUUGGAGAAACUGCUUGCCUCUGAUAUGCGUCAGUCGAUCUCAAAAAUGGAACCACAGGAAUUACAACUGGAAGUAGGGGAUGGUGAUUUAGGAACUAAACUUCUUUCCUUGUACUUGGCUGCAAAAGAAAUCAUGGAAUACAGCCAGUAUUUGCCUCUCAGCCAGAAAACAGAAUUGGCCUUUGAUAACAGUCAUGUUUGGUUCAAAGAGUUUAUUGAUCAUUGGUUCAAAGUUGCGAAAAAGAAAGCUCUUGCAAGGAUUGCCAAAGCAGUUGAAAUUGACCAGGCGAUGGUAGUGGAUACUAGUGUCAAAUAUUCCACCUCGGCUGUUGACGUCACGUGUUGUUUUUAUCAGCUCUGCCAAUUUUGGAAAAGAUUGCGAUGGCCGGAUGCCACAGGAAGCUAUCUUUUUGUCACUAAAUUAACUGAUGAUAUUUGCGAGGCUGCUCGUUACUACGCUGAUACUCUGGAAACAAAACUAAAGAAAAACGACUAUUAUGACGAUAAUCCAUCCUACUUUGGUGUCAGCGAGUCGUUGUGCAUCACAUUAAACAAUCUUGCAUACACUCAACAAUGGUUGGACGAGUUGGAAACUCAUCUUGACUGGCCGAGUAUCAUCAGUGGAAUGAUGCUGUCGCAUAACGAACGAGAGGCGAAGAAAUGCGAAGAGACAUUGAAGCAAUUGUCUGAGAAUGCUCAAGACGUGUUGUUGAGGAAAAUUGAUGAUAUGAUUGACCAUAUUGGAGAGAAGAUGUCGGUGGACAUCAAGAGAUUUGUCUCACAAUUAGUCGGGCAAGAUGAGAGUGUUGAUAUCUCAGAGGCCAUGGAUCCAUUAUUGAGUUAUCUUGAGAAAUCAAUGAGAACAUUCUACAGUACCUUGGUUCGUCCAGUAUUUGACAGAACUCUUCUUCGACUUUGGACAAUGGUCGUUGAUAAUAUUUCUUCCACCGUGGGAGGCGAUAAAGGAAAGCCUCCUAUCUUUUACGAACGUUUGAAUCAAGUUGUUGAGGUUCUGAUCGAUUUCUUCUGUGUUGACGGUAUUGGUAUUCCGCUGGAUAAGAUGAUGACAGAUGCUGUAAAAGUAUUGAUUGAAGACCUUCUCCUCGGUCAACUUUCCACUGAAAAACUGAUCGAAGAAUACUACGCUGAAAAGAUGAGGGGAAUAAGUGCUGAGAAACCAGCAGAGUUUGGUGAACUUGCCUUGAGAAUGUUUUAUGAUUUAAAGAAUGGAAAGCUUCAUAUUGAGCUGUUGAAUGGAAGAAAUUUGCCAGCUUUGGACUCGAAUGGGUAUUGUGACCCGUAUGUAAAGUUGCGUCUGGCUCCACGUCAUCUGUUUCCAACGGCAACAGUAGAGAGAACAGAAGUAAAAAAGAAGACACUGUUCCCAUUAUUUGAUGCGAAAUUUCAGUUUUCUGUUCCUGUGGAAGCCUGCAAACAGCCUGGGGCCCACCUUCAAAUGACAGUAUACGAUUAUGACGUCCUCACUGAUGACAUGGCGGGUCAAGUAUUUGCCACCUUGAAUUAUGUUCCAGGUCUUGACACUGAGAUCCCAGCAACGUUCUCUGGUAUUGAGCAAGUGAUAUUACCGUUGACACAUCCGACACUGGAAGGCACUCAUUUUGAGAUUUUAAAAGCAAGAAGCGACGAAGCAGCGGUGAAAUUUGUGAAACGGAGACAAGAUUUACACCACAAGAUGUUACUUAUGAGGGAUAAGUUAAAUAAGAGGUCUUAACACGCGGACAUAAACUACAUACGUGGAUAAUUCAUCACCUUAUUAAUGCAAAGAUGUAUAAAUCUGACAUAAAUCACAUAUGAGCUUAAAGCUCCCCGCUAGCGCAUCGUGGGGUGUAGAUAUGUUGGUUAUAUCAUAGACAAUUCAGAAGACAUCUUCAAGAAUACAUGGAUUGUCCAUGGUUAUUUUGACUCUUCCCAGUGAAAUGGGGUUCAUCUUUUUCUCGAAUAUGCGGUCUUUUAAACCACGAAUAUUUGUAUUGAGACUUGAUAAUGUAAUUAUUUAUAUAUUAGACAUAGUAGAGGUUUAAAGUGAAAAUUUUA
Dendronephthya gigantea is the source of this 4057-nucleotide messenger RNA. RefSeq names its product BAI1-associated protein 3-like. Bases 117 to 3734 code for a protein of 1205 amino acids. The record is from RefSeq and is a predicted model, not a curated record. NCBI's taxonomy places the organism in Eukaryota, Metazoa, Cnidaria, Anthozoa, Malacalcyonacea, Nephtheidae. The transcript has 37 exons.